GUCUCGCGAUACUGCAUGCCCUAUGCGCGUGCGCAGGAGCGCGCGCGUCGGAGGAGCUGAGUUGGAGGAUCAUGGCGGAGCGCAGGAGGCACAAAAAACGGAUCCAGGAGGUGAGCGAGCCCACCAAAGAGGAGAAGGCGGUGGCCAAGUACCUCAGAUUCAACUGCCCCACCAAGUCUACGAACAUGAUGGGACACCGAGUGGACUACUUUAUUGCAUCCAAGGCAGUGGACUGUCUUCUGGACUCCAAGUGGGCCAAGGCUAAGAAGGGAGAGGAGGCACUGUUCACCACCAGAGAGUCUGUGGUGGAUUACUGCAACAGACUCUUAAAGAAGCAGUUCUUCCACCGGGCUCUCAAAGUGAUGAAGAAGAAACCAGAGAAAGACACCAAGAAGGAGAAGGAGAAGGAGAAAGAGAAGGAGAAGGAGAAAGUGAAGGGAGACAGCAGCAAAGAGGAGGAGAAAAAAGGGAAGAAGGAGAAAGAGAAGAAAAAAGAGUCGGAGGCUGUUGAAACCAAGAAAGAGAAGAACGAUGACAGUCCUGGAACCCCCAAGAAGAAGAAAGAGGUGAAGAAAAAGUUUAAGCUGGAGCCUCACGAGGAUCAGCUGUUUCUAGAUGGAAAUGAAGUGUAUGUUUGGAUUUACGAUCCUGUUCAUUUCAAGACCUUCGCCAUGGGGCUGAUACUUGUCAUCGCAGUGAUUGCAGCAACGUUGUUCCCACUGUGGCCGGCAGAAAUGCGUGUAGGAGUUUACUAUCUUAGUGUCGCAGCGGGCUGCUUUGUGGCCAGUAUAUUGCUGCUUGCUGUUGCCCGCUGCAUCCUCUUCCUCAUCAUCUGGCUGGUGACGGGAGGGCGGCACCACUUCUGGUUCCUCCCGAACCUGACGGCAGACGUCGGCUUCAUCGACUCGUUCAGGCCGCUCUACACUCACGAGUACAAAGGACCACGAGCCAGCAGCAAGAAGGGCUCGGACAAAACGGACGACAAGGACAGCGGCUCCUCCAGCAAGGCUCAGAAGUCAGACAGCGACGAGAAGUCAGACAGCGAGAAGAAGGACGGCGACGACGAGGAUGAGGAAGAGGAGGAGGAGAGCAAAGAGGGGGCGCCAGAGGAGAGUAAAGAAGCAGAGGGGGAUGGGACGGACCGACACUCAGACACAGACAGCGACCGUCGUGAGGACGAGGGCUCGCAGCACAGCAAUGGAAACGACUUCGAGAUGAUCACCAGGGAGGAGCUGGAGCAGCACACGGAAGAAGAGGAGGAGGAAGAGGAGGAGGAGGAGGAAGAUGAGGAGACGCAAGAAGAGAGGAAAGAAGGGGGUGGGAGUGAGACUAAACCCCUGACUGCUGAAACAUAAACUCUUUACAAUCCCAUCACUCUCUACUUCUCUCUCUCUCUGUCCUUGCCUCCCUUUCUCCUGUGAUCCCAGGACCUGCUCGUCCGGCCUCUCUGAGCCCACUGAGGCCGAGGAGAGCCUCCAUCUCUUGUUGUUGAGAUCUUCCACUAAACAGUACCAGAAUAGACAUGGCGGUGAAAAGCAAAUGGCUACGACAAUGUACGGGGAAAUCAAAUCUAUAAAAAAGAAGAAGCCUUAUGGUGGAUCUGAUUCCACCCACCCAAAUGUUAUUUAUGUAUGAAGUGAAAACCUGCCUGAGGAAGUCGUCAACUAAAAUUCAGCCCCAAAUGGAGGGUUUUCAUUUCUUUCUUACGUCAUCAAGUAGCUUUUUCAGAGUGUUUUAUUUAUGUCCCCUGUCUUUGGUAACAUUUGGAUGUGAUAUCCGUGAGGUCAGAUCCUGAUCUUAGAUACAGAUGACAGAGAAGAGCUAUAAUACUAAACCGACCUAUAAAAGAAGACAUGCCGGUUUCCCCCCCCCCCCUUUUUUUUUUGAGCUCCAUGUUGUGGGUACAAUCACAGAAAGCCCUGGUCCUUUCACCUGUUUUUGGUGAGACGUCAGGAGCACUUUUCACAAGUCUGACAGCUCUCUCGGGCAGCCAUUCAAGCAAAGUGACCAGCUUUGAAACCUGAACCAAGCCAGAUGGACCAAAUCCUGUAGUUUAUGCCCAGGAACCUAAAAAAAAAUGACCAUAUUGAAGCUGGAUGGAGAACAGAAUAGAACAGCUCUUUGAGGUACUUGCCAUUCUCAGUUUUUUCUUUUGUUUUUCUGAAGUACUUCUAGUUCAUGUUUAAUGUGGGACUCAUCUUUAAGAGUAAUCGUGAGCAACUGGGACACAGCUGGCGUACUUAAAUUUUCUUUUUUAAAAAAAGAUCACAGCAUUUGUUGUACAACUAAACCUAGAAGAUGUUCACUGAUCACAAACAGAACCAGAUAUAAAGUUAAGCGAACUCUUGUGCCAAAAACGUCUGAUAAUAACGAUGUUCUGCAUGCUGAUUUUAUGUGGAGAGCUGAGAGCGAGGGGAACAUUUUUGUUCAUUCAUUCAUUUUUGUAACUGCAGUGUCAAACUCCUCCAAACCUUUCACAUCUUCGGAACAGAAUAGGGAUUAAAGGAUAAAGUCAUCCAAAAAUCAAAAUUCAGUCAUUCUCCACUGGACCCCAUGUUAAUGGAAAGUCAGGUGAAGUUUUGUCGUGCAUAAACCAUUUCUAGAGCUUUACAGCAAAACUGUGUUACUAAAACUAAAGAAAGAAAUGCAAAUAAAAUGGCUCCAUACAGCUCAUCCAGCAUAAUCCAUGUCUCUGGAAGUCUCAAGAUCCACUUUAUUUUGAUCCUGUGAACGCACAGUCGAGUGCUAACACUUUUAGCUUAACAACUACAAUGAAGAUUUUGGCUUUAAAAGGUGAAAGUAACAUCAUGUGUCAUCAAGGUGAACGUGUGUAAUUGGCAUUUAGCGGCAAAAGCUUCAGUCGGCUGCAAUGGAAAGACAACACUAACUCUAUUUUUCCCCUGUGUCAGGCACAAUGAUAAGACGUGUUCAAGUUAAGGCCACUGGCUUGGUGAUACUUUUAAAUCGUCUCUAUUCUAGUGGCAGUUGAACAUCGUUUAGUUGGCGCCCAGUUUGAAACAAAGUCAAAAAAAGUGGCAUUGUAUCCUAAACAGAGAUGUGGAAAGGAGCAAGAUGUCUCACUCCUUUUUGAAAGUCCUGUUAUCAGGACCGGAAAAAAAUUAUGUGUCUAAUUGAGAAUGCUUUUUUUUUUUACCAAGACUUUAAAAAAAAAAACAAGUUGUGUGACAUAUGGGGGAAAAAACAAAGGCAAUCUUGUCUCCUGGAUGUGUGAAAAUGUUGAAUGACUUUUCUUAGCUGGUUUAGGCGAGUUUAAAAAAAAAACCUACAUAUGCGUGCUAAUUUUGGUGUAAAUGUGGCACUGGAUUACAUCAGACAAGCUGUAUGAAGUCAUUUAAUGUUUUUCCGGUUGUUUUUUACGUUACAGUUUUACAUACGUAUGUCCCCAUCUGCUUCAGUUGUUUAGAGAAAGAAUAUCUUUGCUGCGGAGCUCCAGAAAUGUGACUACGAAACUUCAGCCCACCUCCAUUAGCGUGGGGAUGAGUAGUUAAUCACAUUUCUGUUUUUGGGUGAACUGAUCCUUUAAGAAAAAUGGGGUUGUUGGUGUGUAGCUAAGCAAAGUUUUUUGGUCUCAGUGAAACCAUUUAAAAAGGAGUUCGCACUAGACGCCAUCCAGAUCAGUCUCACGCAAGCCGUCAUGUGUGAACCAGGCGACAGUUGAAUUUCCAGUCGAAGCCCAGUGACUGGCGGCCGAGGUCCAAGCUGUUCCUUCACGUUAACUUCUGGCUAGAAAUGUCUUAGACGCUCUUUUUAGUCAUAGCGAGGAUUAUAUUUAAAAGAAAAACUAGAAAUGUAUCAUUUAUAUAUAUGGAUUCUAUUGAUAUAUCAAAUAUAUACUUACAGUCUAAAACUAUCAAACUUCUCUUUCCUCCCUUACUUUCUUCUCUAUUAGGAGGUUUGAUUUUUUUGUUUGUAAUGCUCUUUUUUUUUUUUUUUUUUUACUCAUUAUUUAAGGUGACAUCUGGGGUUAGAAAACAGUGGGAAUUUACUAGAUAUCAGCAUUUUUCUGUAUUUUAUUUUUUAACAUUGGAUGUGUGAUCUGGUUGGUUUAUGCGCUGCCAUGUCUGCUUCUCACUUUAAAGAAAAAAAAGAAGGGUCAGUCAUUAACCAGAGCUGAACCGGCGGGUUGUUGUGACACUGACGGUUCUUACUCGAUCUGAUAUUUCACACAGCUUUCUGUACAGUUGUCCUUUUGUUUUGUCUGAAAAUGAACUCAUCUAGAUUGUAUUUAGUAGUUUGUUCUCUGUAAUCCCACUGAGCUUUGGAGCUCUCACAAACCACCUUGUUGUUGCUCUUGUUUUCUUUCCAAUAUCUGUUUAGUUUUUUUGUUUGUUUUUUUCGUCCUUCCAAAACGGGCAAAGUGCAUCUCUGUGUCCUGAGUUGCCAGUUGCUGUACUCUGAAUAUUGCCAUAACCAUUUCACUAAAGAGAAAAAAAAAACAGAAAAGAUCAUUUUCCCAGUUGUUCUUGACUCUUGCACAGUAUCGGUCUGUUGUUUAUUGUAGUAUUACUCUCUAUGCUGCUGCUUCUCAUCGCACAUUUCUGGGAGAAAUAAAAAGUGAAAUUGUAAAAGAUCCAUGUUUUAUCUCUGGUCGAAAAAAAAAACCCCGUGUCUUUUGAUUACCUAGUUGUCCACAUUUGGAUCAGUGUCAUUCUGAAGACUGUCUCAUGCAAUAUUGGAGUAUAAUUUAAUAAAACUGGAUGUCUGGAAAUAUAUCUGUAUCUUAUCAUUGCAAUAAAAAUAUAGAAAGCACUGUCAUA
This is a messenger RNA of Acanthopagrus latus (yellowfin seabream), 4778 nucleotides long. It is a transcript of the gene sec62, whose product is annotated as SEC62 homolog, preprotein translocation factor. The record is from RefSeq and is a predicted model, not a curated record. The transcript has 8 exons. NCBI's taxonomy places the organism in Eukaryota, Metazoa, Chordata, Actinopteri, Spariformes, Sparidae. Gene Ontology annotation, cellular component: endoplasmic reticulum; endoplasmic reticulum membrane. Gene Ontology annotation, biological process: post-translational protein targeting to membrane, translocation. Bases 72 to 1355 code for a protein of 427 amino acids.